UGUCUUUUUGUCGUGUAGUUGGCUACUGUGAUUGUAUUACCUACUGGCCGACCAGAAUUUUUUGUUUUCUAUUAUUUUUUUAUCGGGAUUUGUUCAUACAAUCUACUUACUUAAGAAUCAAUUAUAGUUCAUAUGCAGUGUUUUCCGAUCAGUUACAUCUUCUUUGAAACUAUAUGUUAAUAAGGAAAAACGUUAUUAAAAGUUUGACUUUGGCUCUUCAUCGGGCUUCAGGAACAAAAAUGAAGAUAUCUGUUUUUUAAUUUAGUCGGAAUAGCAAACUCAUAUACAUUAUGGGAGUCCAAGAUUUACAAAAGUAUUUAGAAAACAUCGCUUUGGAAGGGGGAUCGGUUUCUGUUGAUUUAUUAAAAGUUGCCAGAAAUGUCAGUCAAAGGCAGCAACCUCAUAACACUAAUCGAAGAAUUAGGCCUAUCGGAAAUAAACUCAAACUCAUUGUAGAUGCUGAAAAUUGUUUAGAUAGGCUAUAUGGAGGUUAUUUUUCCGACUGGGCAUGUGGAGGACAAUGGAACCGUAUGGUGCAAUUUCUAUCUUUACUAACUGGUGCCACGGAUCGUGGAAAUAUAGAAUUGGCUGUGGUAUUUAACGGAACAAUAGAACAAUGUCGUAUGGAUGAGUGGAUUGCUGAACAAGCAAAUAUACGGCAGCGGGUGGGUAUGGUUUUAAAGCAUAUUAACACAAAGGCUACCCCACCUCCCAAAAUAUGGUGGACAGCUCCUAUAUGUCUAAGAUCAGCUUUACGAAUGGCACUUAGACAUUUAGGCAUCAUUGUGAUGUGUACAAUGGAUGACCAUCAUCAGGAAGUAAUAGCUUAUUGCCGGGAAUAUGGCUUUCAUGGUCUCUUAGCUGAUGAUGCUGAAUAUGCUGCUUUUGAUCCACCCCGUUACUUUUCAUCAGAACAAUUAAAAUUGACAUAUAAAGGUUCUAUUGAAACCAAAGAAUAUAUGUUAAGUGUUUUGUCAAAAGCUUUAAAUGUAACUCAGGAGCAGAUUUGUGUCAUGGCGGCACUGCUCGGCAACUUUUUGCUACCUGAGAGCAAUCUACAAGAUAUAUAUAAGAAGAUUGGCUUAUCAAAAUCUUCAGAAAAUUCAUCAGAAGCUACAGUUAAAACUCUGGCAGAUUUUGUUCGCGAGCUACCACCUCCUACUAAUUUGGACUCUUUAGUUGUUGCAGUGUUUGGUUCCCUUGAAGAUAAACGUGCUUCAAAAUUGAGGCAGUCUGUUCAGUACUAUUUAAAUGGUACUGCUAGUGGGUUCCUAAAAUAUUGCGCUCCACAAAAACCAAGGUCAAAGCCACCAGCUCAAAAGAAUAAUAUUUCAAAAGAUGAUAAUGAUUUAAAAGGAUUGGAUACUUCAGGCUUUGCUUCAGAAACACAGGAGCAACAACUAGAGAGUUUGGAAACAUAUAAUUUAAUUACUGCUAACACUAUAAUAUCAAGUGAGUUUGAUGACCUAGACAGUAUUCUAGAUAGGGCCACAGACAUACUAGAUAAAGCAUCUUUAUCAUCUGACAUAACUCGUUUUAAUGGUUUAUCAAAUGGAUCUUCACUAAGUUCCAAUGAUCCUGUUUGUACAAGUUCAUCUAGUGCCAAAUUGAACAUGUUGGUUAGUAAUAGCAUGGAUGGCAGUAGUGCAUCAACUUGUCCCAAGCAAUCACAUAAGAAGUCUCAGUCAUUAAUAAGCUCAAAUAUAGUAAAUCCGUCUGUAUCCCCCGAUGUACUUAGAACUGCAUCUCUUCGUCAUCAGAAAGGUUUAAUGGCUCCAAUGAUUUUGCAUGUCUUAAGUGCACAAGAAGUUAGAUUACCGUGCCUUAUGGAAGAUGAGGGUAAUAGGGAAUUUCCUCCAAUUCAUGAUAUAUAUCAACCACUUAGACGAAGAGUGUAUGCAGUUUUGUUUAACUUGCAUCACUUAAGAUAUGUACAUACCAAAAAGAAAGAGAAUGGAGAAUUACCGGAACAUAUGCCACAACCAGAUAUUGUAGUUAAAGAAUGGAUAUAUAGUCGGUCAAACCCUUAUCAGUUUCCUGAAGAAAUUAGAGCUGAGCCUUUGCCAUGGGCAGUACCAACACUACAAAGGUUAUGGUUUGGACCAUCAGUUGAUGAUAAACGUAGACGUAUGCGCGCUUUUCUGUCUUGCCUGAAUUCGGACACACCUCUUAUUUUGAACACCGCCUAUGUACCACAGCAUAUGCUCAUAAUGGCCUGUGUCUUAAGGUAUAUAAUGUCGCAAGAUAGGCCCAUCAUGAGGAGAAAUGAAUUGGAUGCUUUUUUAUGCCACGCCUUUAAUCCAAAUUUAAUGAAUGUGCACCAUCUUCAAGAAUUAACACUUAAUGUUGUAUCAAGUCGUGGGGUACAGUUAGCGGCUCUUUUCAUGGAGGGAGUAGAAAUGGCUAUUCUAGCAAAUGAUGCAUGUGGAGCACCUUUGCCUUGGUUGAUGUGUUGUCCGUGGUUGUAUUUUGAUGGAAAAUUGUUUCACUACACUUUUGCACGAUCUUCUCAUGCAAAAAAUAUUCUUGAAAUUUGUGAUAAUUAUAUUGAGAGAGUUGUUAAAGUGGAACGGAUGCGAAAAGCUAUUCUCGAAGGGCUCGAUGUUAAAUUUGCUAAAAUUCCACUGCCGCAUUUUCCGGGAGGCCCAAUGCUUAGACAAGGUAUUCCCCCUCCACAUUGUUUGCCAACUCUAUCCUUGGCAUCUAGUCGAACAUCUCCUGGCUUGAGAGGUAGACCAAUUCCUUCUCGAGGCGGGCAAUUACAAGUUGCUGGUGUAGUUGUGGGAUCUUGGGGUGCCAAUUAUGGAUUUUCAAGUAUGAGACCAAAUCAGCUAUUGCCCGCUGGUAUGUCAUUAGCGCAUAGAGGAAGAGGAAAAGCCUUUGGGAACUAUAGCAGAGGUAGAGGGCAACAAAAACAGGGUCCGCCAUCUUAUCCAGUGGUGAACAGACGAGUUCAAACAAACAAAAAACGAAAUCCCAACAAAUCUUCAAAAGACAAAAAGACUAAGGGCCUCUCUCUGACUGUGAAAACUGACAAUGGAGAUGUUCCUGUUAAUAAUAUGAUUGGAAAUGGUGGACUAACACCUGGAGGGAAAAAAGAAGACUGCCAAGAAGUAUCUGGUCACCAUGGACAGGGUGAUGGCCCUCCAAAUAUUAUUGAGACUCCUUCAGAAUAAUUUUGUGGGAAGUUUUGUACAUGUGUUGUCUGUGAACACAGUUGAUCAUGUACUGGAGUAAAAAAUCUACUUUAUUUAUUUUUAGCUCAUCCAGAAUGGGUUGGUAAAUAGAAUAAACAUAACACGUAAGAUUACUGUAUUAAUGGAUAUUAAGCAUUUAGGCUCACUUCACAGCUGUUGAAUUGAUCGUAAGAAAUACAGGAUUUGCUACAUCUUAUUAAUUUGCAGUUAUUAGCGGAAUUGGUAAUGUAUUUCUUAUAAUCAGUGAUACAAUUAUCAUUAUAAAAAAGUAAAAAUAACCAGGUUUAUCUAAAAUUUAUAGAGACUUUAGCAAUCCCUUAUCUACAAAGUAAUGUCUAAAUAUUUCUAUUUAAAAUAUAUUCCCACAAAAUGUUGUGAUUUGUAUUAGAAAGGGGAAGGUAAUGAACCAACCUAUUAUAUAUGUGGUUGAUAUAUUUUAUCUUGUUCAGACUUCGAUUUAAAGACACUUGGUUGUAAAAUGUUUGUUUGUUUGGUAACAUCAGCUAAAAUAUUAAAUUUGGGAACAUUUGCUGAAGAAAUUUGUCGGACAAGGUAAUAUAUAUCGGCCAAAAUUUUUCUCUUCACUUUUUGAUUGGUGUGAAGUAUAUUUCGCAAAAAAAUAUUUAUUACGUUAUAUCCAGAAUAAUUUGCUGCAAACAAAUCUAUUUAUUUGCUGUUGAAAAAACAUUUGAGAAAUGCAUUAAAAUUAAUAUUUUUGCUAUUUUGUAUAGCAGAGACAUUUGAAAUAGUUCUCAAAAUGUUUACUUUUCCUUUCCGUUGAAUUUUUGCAUCUGUAGCAAAAUAGCUUGAAAACAUUGUACGCAUCUGAAAGCCUUUGUAGUUAUUAAAUUGAAAAGAUAAUUGUUAACAAAAAUCAACACUGGAAAAUUGGGAAUAUUUUCGGUUUUACCAACCAUUCAAAAUGUUUAACCUGAAUUGGGAUUAUUUUUUUCAUUCAUAAUUAUGGUGAUUUGUCAAAUGACGUUACUGUAUUUCCAGUUUUCUAUGUCAAAGAAUUUUUAUAUCACUACCUUUUGUGCAUCUAUUGAUAUAAAUCGAUGCGAUAUUUAAUUGUUAAAAUUUCUUAAUAAAUAUAUACACGAA
Molecule: messenger RNA, 4301 nt
Organism: Cylas formicarius (sweet potato weevil)
Lineage: Eukaryota; Metazoa; Arthropoda; Insecta; Coleoptera; Brentidae
Product: constitutive coactivator of PPAR-gamma-like protein 1
Exons: 1
Coding region: 291-3176 (961 amino acids)
Cellular component (GO): nucleus
Source: RefSeq, a predicted model, not a curated record